Molecule: messenger RNA, 609 nt
Organism: Nomascus leucogenys (northern white-cheeked gibbon)
Lineage: Eukaryota; Metazoa; Chordata; Mammalia; Primates; Hylobatidae
Gene: GRIFIN
Product: galectin-related inter-fiber protein
Exons: 4
Coding region: 70-609 (179 amino acids)
Molecular function (GO): carbohydrate binding
Source: RefSeq, a predicted model, not a curated record
AACAGAGCCUUAGCGUAGGUCUGGCACCGGGUUGGGGGCAGCCGGGUGGGCAGGGACCGUCCUGGACAGAUGGAACACGUGGGGUGGGGGUGGGGGUGGGAGGGAGGAGGCUGCAGCCCUAUGAGGCUGGUCCCCCUGUCUCUUCCACUCAGUUUGAAGCCUUCUGUGCGGGGGGGCCUGGCCCCUGGCUGGAACCUGCUGGUCCAGGGACAUGCUGACUCUGGAGAGGACAGGUUCGAGACUAACUUCUUGUUGGUGACGGGGGACAUUGCCUUCCACGUCAAGCCCCAGUUCUCCAGCGCCACCAUGGUGGGCAAUGCCUUCCAGGAUGGCCGCUGGGGCCCGGAGGAGCUGUCUAGCAUCUUUCCGCUGGCCCCGGGGGAGCCCUUUGAGGUGACAGGGGCCUGGCCGGCCUGCCCGAUAGAGGUCAGCUCAGACGCGGAGCACUUCCACAUCUACGCCCCGGAGCACAAGGUGCUGCAGUUCCCAGGCUGCCAGAGGCCGCUGGGCGCCAUCACCAGGGUGCACGUGCUGAGUGACCACCGCCUGGCCCAGGUGGAGCUGGCCAAGAGGGGCCUGAGCUGGGGCUCCACCUUCAAUAAACUCUGA